Molecule: messenger RNA, 921 nt
Organism: Nicotiana tabacum (common tobacco)
Lineage: Eukaryota; Viridiplantae; Streptophyta; Magnoliopsida; Solanales; Solanaceae
Source: RefSeq, a predicted model, not a curated record
AUGGUUAUUGUUUUGUGGUAUGUUGAUAGAAGGGGAAGUGUGAUGGUGCGAUUUAUUGGUAUUGUUCAUGUUUGUGAAACUACUGCUUUGUCUCUAAAGAAUGAAAUUGUUGGUUUACUUUCUCAAUACUCUUUAAGUCCAUCUUCCAUACAUGGACAAUAUUAUAAUGGAGCAAUUUCUAGAAAAUGUGAUGACGUGCAAGAACCUUUAUUAGUGGUUUCUGAUAUAUUAAAUAUGGUGGGAUCUUCUUUCAAACAUAGAGAUAAACUUCGUGAAUCCCAAGCCGAUGAAAUUGAAGAAGCAUUACGUAAAGGUGAGCUUGAAACUGGGAGGGGUUUAAAUCAAGAAUUAGGUCUUGCUAGGGCUGGUGAUACUCGAUGGGGAUCUCACUACAAAUCUUUUAAUAAUUUUAUUCUUAUGUUUGGCCCUAUCACUGAUGUACUUGAUGCUAUUGUUGUUAAUGCACGUUUUGAAGAAAAGUGUAAGGCAAAGGGAUGCCUUAAAAUAUUGAGAUUGACUGAGCUAUAUCCUGAUGAUUUUGAUAAAUAUUCUAUAGUUGACCUUCGUUUUCAGCUUGAGAAUUACAUUGUUGAUGUUCGGGAUCAUGACAAAAGGUUUUCUGAUCUUAAGGGACUUGGUGAUCUUUCCAAGAAAUUAGUAGAAACAAAGAAGCAUGGGACUUAUCCUCUUGUGUUUCGACUAGUGAAAUUUGCUUUAAUUUUGCCAGUUGCUAUAGCUACGGUUGAAAGAGCUUUCUCAACAAUGAAGUUGAUAAAGACUGACUUACGAAAUCGAAUGGAUGAUGAGCUUUUGAGUGGUUGUUUGGUGCCUUAUAUAGAAAAAGAUGUAUUUUGUAAUGUUUCUAAUGAGGCUAUUAUGAAUACAUUUCAAAACAUGAAAACUCGUCGAGGAGAAUUGUAG